This is a messenger RNA of Penicillium canescens, 1263 nucleotides long. RefSeq names its product GPI-anchored transamidase subunit GAB1. Gene Ontology annotation, biological process: attachment of GPI anchor to protein; protein localization to cell surface. The transcript has 5 exons. The coding region runs from base 1 to 1263 and encodes 420 amino acids. The record is from RefSeq and is a predicted model, not a curated record. Gene Ontology annotation, cellular component: membrane; GPI-anchor transamidase complex. Lineage: Eukaryota; Fungi; Ascomycota; Eurotiomycetes; Eurotiales; Aspergillaceae.
AUGAUAGAUCGGAAGCUGGUGGUCUUUGGCGCAGCCUUUGUGCUGCGUCUGCUUCUUAUCUGUCUGUUUCCUUCAUUGCCUGACUUGUUGACAGGAAGGGUCGAGGUCUCGACCCCUGUCAAUAGCUUCAAACGAUUGCAAGAAGGCUUGUUUCUAUAUAAGGGCAAUGUGUCCCCGUAUGAUGGGGGUACUUUUCACCAGGCACCGCUCCUGUUACCUCUGUUCGCCCUACUUCCAGAUGCAAAGACCUGGCCUUUAGCUACAGCAAUUUUCUACAUUCUAGUCGACCUCGUGAAUGCUCAGGCAUUGGUCACCAUCUCCGAGUCAGGCCAAUCGAUCAAUUCGAGAUUCCAUUCGGCAAUUCGGAAGCAUGUCCGAUGGAACGGAGUGUCUGUCGCGGCAUGGUUUCUGUUCAACCCUUUCACAAUUGCGACAUGUUUGGCACGAUCAACCAGCGUAUUUACCGCCUCCGGGAUCCUCUUCGCAGUUUCAAAUGCAGUCUCGGGCAAUAGCAUUAAUGCUAUGCUAGCCCUAGGACUCGCUUCCUACCUAUCCCUGUAUCCCGCGCUUUUGUUCAUUCCGCUGGUUUUGGUCUGUUAUGACCAACGCGCGCAGGGCCCGCAAGCACCUAAGAUCGCACCGUUCAUCAUGCAGCACGCCGGUCUACUCGUCGCCAGCAUUGCAGGCUUGCUCGGACUUUCGGUCAUGAUCACCGGUAACUUCUGGGAGUUUAUAUCGGCAACUUAUGGGUUCCAUCUUUUGGUUCCGGACUUGACUCCCAACGUCGGUCUAUGGUGGUACUUCUUCAUUGAAAUGUUCGAUUCAUUCCGAGAGUUCUUCCUCGGAGUCUUCUGGCUUCACUUGGCCAGCUAUGUUGGAGGUCUCACAGCGCGUUUCCGACGACAGCCCUUGUUCGUCAUCACCUCCCUUCUUGGUGUCUUUGCGAUCUUCAAGCCAUACCCCAGCAUCUCAGAUGCAUCUCUGUACUUCGCGUUGCUACCGUUGUACCGUCAUCUUUUCCCACUAAUGCGAUAUACCUUCUUUGCAGUCUCGGCAAUCCUAUACUCCACCCUUCUCGGUCCCGCUUUCUACCAUCUAUGGAUCUACGCAGGGUCCGGAAACGCUAACUUCUUCUACGCCAUCACUCUAGUCUGGAGUUUGGGUCUCUCCAUCCUAGUUGCAGACACCGUCUUCGCCGCCCUCAGAGACGAGUGGGAACAAGACAACCCAGGACAACAAGGCACAGAAGUACGACAGGUAUAA